Anopheles merus is the source of this 2655-nucleotide messenger RNA. RefSeq lists its product as uncharacterized. Lineage: Eukaryota; Metazoa; Arthropoda; Insecta; Diptera; Culicidae. The transcript has 2 exons. The record is from RefSeq and is a predicted model, not a curated record. Bases 975 to 1823 code for a protein of 282 amino acids.
AUCCAGCAAAGUACGAUGGAAAGUGAAAAGCUUGUUCGCGCCACCAAUUAGCACUUUCCAUUAUGCUAAUGUACAUCAAAAGCCAACGAACCGCAAAAUAACCAAUUUGCUCCGGCAAAGGGUCAUGAUUGUCCCCGAGUGUCCACCGCUCUUAAUCGCCAUGGACCAUUUCACCUUCAUGAUAGUAAAAAUUCGUGUAAAAGUGUCAUCGAUACCUAGCGCUUGUCCAGUUGGGCGUGUAAUCGUCUGCCCAUUGGCAAGGCCAUCGGACCCGUGUUGCGGAAUUGGCAAGGCCCUUGCACUUGGGUCGCCGCAAUAUAUCGAGUUUCCCCCCCGAAGAAAGCACCCACGUAGGAAAAACAUAUCCUCCCUCCGUAGGGUCUGCCGUAUCGAACGCAUGGAACGCCGACACGGAUUUUGCGGUUCAUUCAAGCGGUACGGGGAUGCUUGCACGGCACGCGAUCAUCCGCCCGACGUUGUACAUUGGCUCGCGGUGCAGUAGAACAGAACGGCGGCCGGAACGGUGGCGGUGAAGAUGGCUCUCGGUAUGCCGGCGAUCGGCCAACACUGCCGCAUAUGUGUGCAGCGAACGAUAGCACAAUACCGAGCGAAGCAAGACUGGCUCCGGGCGGACGGGCGGACAGAGGGGUUUUGACGGGCGGGAAAAGGGUGAGCCGCGGGAAAUGCAAGUGCAUCUAUCGCGCACGGUGCGCGAACAGGAUGGUAGGGCCGGUUUGCGUGCAAUGGGUCCAACUGCGCUCGGAGUAUAUAUUGAUGCCGGCGGCCCACUGGAAGGCACAGUUUGAGUCCAUUCGUCUUCAGUUCUAUAUCCAUCGCAAACAGCGAGCGAGUGUGCAGAGUGUGAGUUCGGCCUCGUGCAAUUGUGAUCUGUUUUCUUCGUGAAACAGAUUUACUAAGAAACGCUCUAGCGCAACGCAACCCAACCCGGCCUCAUUCUGCCAAACCCUGCAACGAUGCAGCUGUUCAAGUGUUUACUGGUGAUCGGGUGUUUAGCGACAGUGUCCGUCGCCCACAGUGCCUCCGCCACGCUGCCGGUCAGCUCGAACUCGAUCGAUGACAGCAACGGACCGCAGCAGCAGACGCCCCGUGCCGGCUCGUACCUGGGCGAGAUCAAGUACCUGUACAAGACGUACCAGGACUGUGCCAGCGCCGAUGUCUCCACCUGCCUGAAGAUGAAGCUGUUCACCAUCCUGGACCGCGUGGCGCGCUCGACCAAGGACUUCAAGCUGAGCGAGGGCGUGCGAUUCGUGCGCGAUCAGGAAUCAGCCGCUGACGCUACUCCGCUUAAGACCGAGGUCCAGCUCGAGGCUGAGCUGCCCCGUUCGCUCGACGAGAAGGAACGCUCGCUCAACUCGAUGCUCUUCGACAAGGUUCUGUCCUUCUUCCAGUCUCACACGCUGCAGGUUAAGUUCCCGUCCAGCGAGGAAAUCAAGCGCUCCAUGGAUGAGGUCCGCGGAGGAGGCGGUGGCUUCGGAGGUGCCGGAGGCGGUGGCUUCGGAGGCGGCAAGGACAAGGACAAGAAGAACGGCCACUGGAUCAUGAUCCCGCUCCUGCUCGGCAGCACUCUCGUCCCGCUCGCCUUCGGUGCCCUCGCCCUGCUCGCCGGUAAGGCUCUGAUCGUGUCCAAGCUCGCCCUCGCCCUCGCCUCGAUCAUUGGCAUCAAGAAGCUGAUCUCGAGCGGCAGCGGACACCACGAGUCGGCCCAUGAGGUCGUCGUCUCCGGUGGACACGGUGGCGGCUGGGGACGUAUCGGAUCUGGCCAGGGUCUUGCCUACAACGGCUACGGACACUACGCCCAGUAAGCGCAGUAUACCUUGAUCCCCCCAUCCCAGCCAACUCCCAUACCCCCAAAAACCCACCAAAACAACCAGUCCCGGGCUGCUCGUUGUCAGCCGGUGCAACUGGUGGGAGUCCAGUUAGAAACAAACGGUUAGAAGCAAGUGCAACCUGGGUCCUUCGGCAUCUCGACAGCGCCUACGAACAUCCUCAGCCAAAUCACCCCAUUAAUCUCACCCUCAGUGGAUCGGCGCUCGGAUCGGUGUAAUGCAGAAGGAACCAGCCCUGUUCCAUUCGACCCGCUUUCAAAACCGCUCCUCCACCCGCAACGGCCCCAGCGCAGCAAGCACCGAACUCGCACUCAAUACCGACUGACGAACUGAUACCCCGCCGGUAGGGCAUCGUUCUAUCACGCCGCGUCAUAUGGAAUUUGCACGCAAAACGUCGUCUACAAAAACCGCGAAGCGAACAUUACACACAGCCAAAAAAUGGUUCCUGCUGAACCCUCACUCACACAAUCAUUCCCCAAUCUCUCUCACACAUCUCGUAAUCCCCCAAUAACCAGACAGGGGGCCCACCGUUCCCCGAUCGGAACAUAUCGAUGGGCACACCAGCUUUAGCUCUUAGCGGUCGAGGCGGCUCCCGUUUUUGCCGGAGCGCGGCCCACCGCACAGCAGUUUAUUUAUUUAACUUAAUUUAAUUUAUUGUACUGCUCCCUCAACAGAACUGAUAAUUUAUGUGUUUUAGUUUUUUUGUUUUGUUUUGUACGAGUUAUGAUUUCGUUUUCGUUAUUUUUUGUACGAUACGUCCUAUUUUUGUGUAAAAAAUGCAGUCAAAUAAAACUUAAAUGAAGAAGUA